AUUUUAAGUACGGUCGUAUGACCGAACGAAAGAAAGAAUAACAACAGAACCGAAACAAAACGUUGAGAGAAAGGAACGAGACAACCGUACGAUUCGGAUGGGUUGAAGUGAGUCGACCGAAAGUGUUCGUUUUGCAAGUGUUAUUGUUCAUGAUUAUGAAUCAAAUGAAGCAGCGAUCAGUCUCAUAGAGUCAUUGGGCAAAAUGGCCGAAAGUAAAGGUUCUCUGUUAGCAAAAUCGGUACAAAAACAUGCAGGUCGAGCCAAGGAAAAGCUAUUACAAAAUCUUGGCAAAGUUGAUCGAACGGCCGAUGAAAUUUUUGAUGAACAUUUAACGAAUUUCAAUCGUCAACAAAAUAAUGCGACCCGUCUUCAAAAGGAAUUUAACAAUUACAUACGUUGCAUCCGAGCCAUGCAAACGGCAUCGAAAUCGUUGAUGGAAGCCAUUGAUGAUGUGUAUGAAUCACAAUGGACGGGUGCUGAUGCAUUGAAUGCUCAAACACAACAAAUUGAUUCAUUGUGGCAAGACUUUUCGCAUAAAUUGGGCGACCAAGUGCUCAUUCCGUUGAACACAUAUACGGCUCAAUUUCCGGAAAUGAAAAAAAAAAUAGAAAAACGUAACAGAAAAUUAAUUGACUACGAUGGACAACGGCAUUCAUUUCAAAGUCUUCAAGCGUCGGCGGCCAAGCGUAAGGAUGAUGUUAAGGUGACAAAGGGACGCGAACAAUUGGAAGAGGCGCGACGAACCUAUGAAAUAUUGAACACGGAAUUACACGACGAGCUGCCUGCAUUGUACGAUUCACGGAUCUUGUUUUUAGUCACCAACUUGCAAACGCUCUUCGCAUCGGAACAAGUGUUCCACAAUGAAACGCAAAAGGUUUAUGCUGAAUUAGAAGCGAUUGUUGAUAAAUUGGCCACAGAUUCACAACGUGGAUCCUAUACUAUAAAGAAAAUUACAGCGAGUGGCAAUUCGAGCCCACCACAAUCACCAAUCAAAUCAAACAGUGCCACGGUUAACAAUCUUUAUCCAGACACAAAUACACUCACAAAUGGCGGAGGUUCCAGUAAUGGAAAUAGUCCAACAUCGUCAAGCAGUGCGCCAUCAUCGCCUAAAGAGCAACCACAAUCUUUAUCGUCGUCAGGUAAUGAUUCCGAAACGAAUGCUGUCGAUGGUGAAACCGAGGAAUUGGACAACGACAAAUCAUUGACAAAUGGCAAAUCCACCAUCACGAACAAUGACGACAGUGGCAAUGCUGAACCAUCGUAUCAAAAUAAUGCCGUUGUGGCUGCCGUUCGAGCAUCACGGGCCGCGCAAUCGGAUGCUGAAUACGAGAAUACCGUGCAAACGGCGAACACAUCCGAAACAAAUGGAUUGAAUUGUAGUGCCAGUAGCUCAACAGCUGUUAAUAACAACAACAAUGUGGCCAACGUUGCUUCGAGUGAAUUGGUGAAUGGCAAUGCCACUGACGCAGCCAAAAAAUCAUCUGCCGAUGCUGCAAGUAAGGACCAGUUGUAUGACGUGCCCGUCGGUGCAACUACAACAGAUUUACCGCCUGGUGUCCUCUACAGAGUAAAAGCUACAUACAAAUAUGUCAAAGAGGAUGUUGAUGAGUUAAGUUUUGAUGUUGGAGAAACCAUUCAAGUCAUCGAGUAUGACGAUCCAGAAGACCAGGAGGAGGGUUGGUUGAUGGGCCAGAAGGAAGGUACAAAUGAGAAGGGUUUGUUUCCGGCUAAUUUCACUCGACCAUUGUAACAUUGACAGAGUAACAAUAACACAGUCACCCUGUUUCUAUACACAUACAAACAAAAAUGCGAACGUAAAAUCACCAGUUAGUAACCGGUAUAUCAAUCAAAAUAACGAAGAUGACCAACCACAAGUAUCGCAUGGGAAUGAAUGCAAAAUAAUGCAUCAGAAUCAAUUGGCCAUUUCAAUGAAACAACAACAGCGACAAGAAAUUGUUCUAUAUUAAUAACAAAAGAAAGAAAAAGCAAAACAAACAAACAAGAAACAAUGCAACUCCACCAUAGAAAUUAAUUUUUACAAUUAAUUCAUCGCAUAUUCACUUGAUAGAGAGACACUUUGUCGAUUUCAUCCGAUCAAUAGAAAGCAUGAUGGGCAUUGAAUGAACUUUUGAAUUAUUGAUAUUUGAAGAAGAAAAAAUGCCGACAAUUAUCCAAUUUGCAUCAUGGAAAGCUAUUAUUAUUUUGGAAAAAAGAGCAACAAGUCCGGAAAAUAUUGACCAUUCAAAAUUUCAAAUUGCGUCAUUCAGCCAGAAAUCAAAACACAUAAUUAAGUCGAACCACAAACAAUCCGUAAAUAACAAAAAAAAAAUCUACGACUAGAUAUAUUGUAAAAAAAAAAUAAACAAAAGAUUGCCUAUUGCAUGCAAGACAACUCUGGAGGGGUGGCAAAAACUUUUAAUAACAAAGACACUAGCAAAUGAUGUUGUUUUCUUUUUGUCAAAUAUUGUAACAAAUUGUUCGAAAAAGAAAAAUCAAUCAAAUCGAACACUUAUAUCGUUGAAUAAUAUUUUACGGUUUUUUUCCCUCUCGAAAUCAACAUAUAUAAGAACAAUGUAUUGUAUUUUGUACAUAAAAAUUUAUCUUUUAAAGGAAUUUACACAAGAAAAAGAAACACGAGAAGAGAAAUGAAACAAAAAAAUGAUGAAAACAACUUUAUUUUUUAAUAAUAAUGAACUAAAUCUGUGGAAGAGAGUAACGAAAACACAUAAAUUAAUCAAAAAAAAAAAAUUGAGAAGAAAUUGAACCGAGUCGUGAACAUAGUGAGAGAAUGGUUUUUUUUUUUUAAUUAGAUACAAAAAUUUAAAACAAAAAUGAUUAAUUUUGAAGAAGAAAAAACUAAUAAAACUCCUCGGAUUUUUUUUGUCAACAUAUUAUGAGAUAUUGCAUUUCCAAGUGCAAUUCCACUUUCAUACUAAUAUAAAAUGACUGUAUCAAGCCUCUCGAACACGGUAUAUGGAUGGACAAUUAAUACUUAUAUAUAUUUAUAUAUUGAGCAAAGAAAAGCGAAUAGUAAAACAAUUGAAUUAAAAAUA
This is a messenger RNA of Sitodiplosis mosellana (orange wheat blossom midge), 3053 nucleotides long. RefSeq names its product myc box-dependent-interacting protein 1 (gene Amph). The record is from RefSeq and is a predicted model, not a curated record. Gene Ontology annotation, molecular function: phospholipid binding; protein binding. Gene Ontology annotation, cellular component: cytoplasm; plasma membrane. The coding region runs from base 203 to 1750 and encodes 515 amino acids. The transcript is spliced from 9 exons. NCBI's taxonomy places the organism in Eukaryota, Metazoa, Arthropoda, Insecta, Diptera, Cecidomyiidae.